Porites evermanni is the source of this 4138-nucleotide messenger RNA. NCBI's taxonomy places the organism in Eukaryota, Metazoa, Cnidaria, Anthozoa, Scleractinia, Poritidae. The record is from the annotation of a GenBank genome assembly.
AGGAAACCAACCCUUUUAUUUUACGUCUAGAAGCGCUGAGAUAUUGAAGCUAGAAAAAUACGCUACGUAGUAGUUUUUGAAGAAAAAUUUUCCGUCGUGACCUCAUACGCGCGGAUUCGCGUCGCCUGAGGACACAGCCAGUCGGCAAUUUCCUUUUAUAAACCAGGUCAGGUGAUAGGGCAGCUGCGGAUUCGCUUCAAACUCUCCCCGUGCGCCAGCAAAACACACAUUUUUCCUCCAGGAUAAUUUCUAGCGUCCUUGCAUCGAAGAAAUCGCCAUUGAAUCGUCUUCUGGUGGUCGAGGGCAGCUGGAGAGUAAGUAUAAAAACCUUUAAUUUAAUUUAUUCGAUGAAUUCUCAGGAAGUGUCCUUCAAGCCGGCAGAAAUUGUGGCUGUGAUUACAGACGCUCUCUUCGUUAAAAAAUUAAAAUUUAUCCUCUAUUCCAUGACCAAGCGUAAUAUGUGUAAGGGAAAAGGCCAUUAUCUUGACAAUGAUUUCAUCUCUAGUGUUUGUUUCGCGUGGCAAAUAUUUGUUGUUUCCACUUAAGAACAGGGAAAAACGUUCAAUUUAGAUGUCGGAGGUGUUGUGACUGAAGAGGUUGUCGUUCAGAAACCUUUUUUCCCUCUGAUUGAAAUUCUAGAGGGACAUAAUAAAUAUUUUAAUUGUUUGUGUUUCUUGGGUUUGAUUACUCAACAAAGCGGGAUGGUAAUAAGACAAAGUUGUUUGUUCUCCACGGAAUUGAUAAGAAUAUAGCGUUAACAUUUUCAGUUUAAUGACACGUAAGAUAAAACUUUUGAGAGGCGGAACAGUGAUAUUGCCUAAUGUAUUACGUUAGUAGUAAUUAUGUAUGUCCGAGAAGUGAGUGUAGGAAAACACAGCAAUAUUGGGAAUAUUAUCUUUUUCACAGAUCUGAAAAUUGCUGUGAUCACGAAAGAACCCAAUCAUGCCAAAACCGAAGACAGUCUUGUGCUAUAUUUGCGGGAGAGAGUUUAGUGCACACUCCAUUAAUGUUCAUGAGCGCCAGUGUGCGAAGAGGUGGGAAAUGGCUAAACAAAAGGAAAAAGAAGAUGCUAAGCAACAACCGAGAAGAAAAUUCUCACAUGAACCACGGAAAAGAAGAGUUCUGCCCGAUGUUCCCACCAUUGAUAAACAACAGAGUUUGAGUUUGGAUGACAUAAGGGGGUCAGCUCUCAAGCCAAGCAUAACAUCACAGAAAAGAGGCAGUGCUGUAACACUAAAAAAUAUUGAACAGGGACAAAAGUUACUCAAAGAACGUUCACAAUCACCAGCCACCGGCAAACUGCUGAUAAGACCAGGAACUGUUACAAUUCAAGGGGAUUCCUCAGACUCAUCUUCUGAAAAGAAUGUAUCAUUAGAAAUGGCAGAUGUCCAGUCACAUUCCUCUGCAGAGCAAAACAUGUCUGAUGAUGAAGACAUUGACAGGUGCAGUGAAGCAACCUAUACUGUUGAGACUUGUCCAACGCCCGAGAGGGUGACUGUAAAUGGCAAUCAUUCUAUUUCUUGUCUUUCUAAGAGGGAAGGGUCAUUAGAGUCUUUAACAGGUUCAUCUGACUCUCAGGAAACCCCAUAUGAGACCAAGAAAGAAAGGCGCUCUUUAUCUGACACAAGGUCGUCCUCUUCUAGUCACCCCAUCUUAACAGUAUGUUAUAUAUGUGGAAGGGAGUAUGGAUCAAAGUCCUUGAAAAUCCAUGAACCACAGUGCCUCAAGAAAUGGCGACUUGCCAAUCCUAAACGUUCUCGUAGCCCAAGUGGCCGUGGCCUUCAGACAACAGCGACGCUAAGCAAGGCAAGGUCAGUUUCAUCUCUGAGAAGUCAUGAAAGUACAUCUCCUCGAAACCGCCGGCCAAACACUGCUUUAGCCAGUGGAUUACCAACAGCAAAAGAACUGAAAUCUCGCUCUGCUUCAUGUGAGAAUCUGUUGGACAGGAGUGAACAUAAACCAAGAUCACCCAAAGCUGUUCACCAGAUAUCAAGAAUGAUACUUUGUUAUCUCUGUGGGAAACAGUUUACGACACACUCCUUGCCAAUCCAUGAAAAGCAGUGCCUGAAAAAAUGGGAGGCACGGAAGAAGUUGGAAGCUGCGGAGAAAUCACAGAAAGAAAAGGAAUCAAAGAAACGACAUUCUGUUCAUCUCCCUGUUACAAUAAAGAUUGACCAUGUUGAAGAAAAUAACAACAAAGAAACAACAUUGUCUCAGAGAAGUGGUAGUCAUGGAGAUCUGCUAACACCAGAGACAUUACCUCAUCGUAAUUCAGAAUGUAGUAAUACAGAUGAAGUAAAGGAAAACAAAAUCUUGACACAAAGCAAGCCAGCUUUGGUUGUCUGCUAUCUUUGUGGCCGUGAAUAUGGUUCAGCAUCAAUAUCUAUCCAUGAGAAACAGUGUCAAAAGAGAUGGCAGGCAAACGAAGCUAAGAAAGUAAAGCAAACAUCAAAGACAAACAAAGAGAAAAAGAUAGGUUCAAAACAAAGGCCUCGGUCAUUUGUUUUCUAAUUAGACAUUUUUGAUAUGGCAUUAUUUUACCAAAACUACUGAAAUCCCCUUUUUAUUAAAAAUUACUUAUCCCAGGGGGAAUCCAAACAAAAACAGCCCUCAGUUGCCAAAAAGAAUCCUGAAGUAGUCUGGUCGUGGAGAUAAACUGCUGCUAUUGUGAAAAUAGUCAGCUAUUGAGUCUAUUCUUUUCUAUGCAUACAUGUAAGGAGAAAGUGAUUACCCUACAACCUAUGAAUGAUUUUGCGUGAAAAAAAAAACAAAAAAAAAACAAUCCAAACAGUUAUCUGAUUGGUCAAGCUGCCAGGAGCAAAUGACAAAAUAAUCUAAACGAGUUUUGGUGUAUUUUAAGGGAAAACAAUCUUUUAUUCCUAUGACAACAUAAGCUUUUCAGCUUAAAAAUAAGGAUUAACCCUUUUUGGAAGUUCUUAAAUACAAAAAUCCUUUUUGACUAUUUAUACUAAUGGCUCAAAACCACCAGGGAGUACAAUAUUAAUGAUUAUGUGUUGUCCAAUGCACCCCGUCAUGUUGUUGUAUAGGACCAGAGUCCCAUAGGCUGUUGGGUUAAGGCUAAGGACAUGUUCUCUUUUGGAUGCACAAAAUCCUCAACAGUUACACCUGAUUGUAACCUGGCCCUAGUUGUUCAAAAAGUGGAUAGUGAUAUUUCCCCAGUGGAUAAUGCAAUUUGGGUGUCAAUUACUGGAAAAACAAUCUGCUGGAAAGGAGAUUUACUUAAUGACAAGUGCUUUAUUCAGCUUUUGAACAACCAGGGCCAGGACUCUAAAAGCAUUUCAAUAUUUAUUGUCUUGAUAGCUGUGUUAAGGGUUAUUUAUGAUGUAUGAAUUAUUUAUAUCUUUUAAAAGUAGUUUUACUUUUAAUGAAUUUUAUAAAAAUGCUGAGCAGGGCCCAGUUGUUUGAAAGGUGGUAACAUUAUCCACUGGAUAUCUCUAUCCAGUCUAGAUAAUGCAAUUAUUGAUUUCCCUCAUACUUAUCCACUGGACAGUGAUUUAUCCGGGGGAUAGUGCUAUCCAACGUUUGAACAACUGGACCCUGCACAGUAUACACUGUUUGGAAAGGUCUAAAAGUAUUUUUAGGAUUUGGAAGUCUUAAUUAAUUGUUUUUUAAAGUGUCAUUAUAACUUUGUAGCAUAUUGUGAUGUGUAAAUACUUUUUACUGAUGACAAUCUUAUCUGUACUAUUUGAAGACUUUUUCUCAUUUGAUAAACGGUUUCUAUAACAAUAAUAUGGAGGAACUUGUGGUCACUGUCAAAUUAAUAAAAUAAUGUGCAAUACCAUGGGAUUAUUUAAGAAGCAAAAGUGGAGUGUUAGGAAAGUAAUCUGUUUGCAGGUCGCAAUGAGUGUUUUUUGUUUUUGCAAGGGCUUUUUAACAGCUGCUUUUCCUCCUUUUGCCAUCUUUUCUGUUCAACAAGCACCAAUUUUUUUCUGUUGGUGGGGUGGCUGGAUUUGCCAGCCAUGGUGGAGGAGGAUGAUGCAAAGUUCCAAAAUGACAUGGCACAAAGAACAUAAUUAAGAAGCAAAGGACAACAAAAUGCUGUAAAUUAGAGUAUUAUAAUACUAAUUUUAUUUAUUUUCAAUGCCGAUACCAUGGGUCCCUUUUCAACUCUACAAUG